AUGAUUGGCGAUAAUGAAUGUGACGACCAACAACAGCAUUGCAUGGAGCUUUGUUUUACCCAUUUUGACGAGCAUUUUCGGCGCUUCAUCCACACCUUCAGCAAACAAGGCACGGCGCAAUUUGUCUUCCUGAGCGCUUCGGACCGGCGAAGAGCGUUUUAUUCGAAGAUACCCUACAUUCGCUUUUCGAUGGAGCAAGUGGAUCUGGCGGCAUAUUUUUGGCAUAGAAAGUCUAGGCGCCAUGACAGCGAUGGCGUGGAUAUGACCUGGGCUCAAGAGGUCGUGAAGAGGUGGGAACGGGCUACGACCUGA
This is a messenger RNA of Pseudocercospora fijiensis CIRAD86, 312 nucleotides long. RefSeq lists its product as uncharacterized. The transcript has 4 exons. The record is from RefSeq and is a predicted model, not a curated record. NCBI's taxonomy places the organism in Eukaryota, Fungi, Ascomycota, Dothideomycetes, Mycosphaerellales, Mycosphaerellaceae. The coding region runs from base 1 to 312 and encodes 103 amino acids.